GCCGUCGAGGAGGCGCUGCCGCUGCUGCCGCCGCCGCUGCUGCCGCCGCCGCCCGCGGAGCCGGAGCUCGAACCGCAGCGGGGAUGCCGUUCUGAGUGCCUGACUGCCUCGCCCCGAAGGAUGGCCUUGGAUGGGCAUUAGAGGCAAGGCGGCCCCGGGCUCCUGUCCCGUCCGUCUGUCUGUUAUCGUCUGUUUCUCUUGACAUCACCGCAGCUCCACCCCCUCCUGUCCCAGUCCCCAGCGCCAGCUUCCUGCGGGCCCAGAGCCGGCAUGAACUCUCCCAACGAGUCGGAUGGCAUGUCAGGCCGGGAACCAGCCUUGGAAAUCCUGCCACGGACUCCUCUGCACAGCAUCCCUGUGGCAGGUGACCUUGGACAAGCGUGUUCCCUCUCUGGCCUCACUUUCCUCUUCCUGCAGCUGGGAGCGCUGGGUUGCUGAGCUCCAGGCCUUUCUCUCACUGACAUUCUAAGGGUCUCUGAGUGGAGGUGAAACCAGUGCUGCCGGGAGCCAUGCCCAGCUCCAUGGGCGGUGGGGGUGGAGGCAGCCCCAGCCCCGUGGAGCUGCGUGGGGCUCUGGCAGCCCCCGUGGACCCUGCGCUACGAGAGCAGCAGCUGCGGCAGGAGCUCCUGGUGCUCAAGCAGCAGCAGCAACUGCAGAAGCAGCUCCUGUUUGCGGAGUUCCAGAAGCAGCAUGACCACCUGACCCGGCAGCAUGAGGUCCAGCUGCAGAAGCACCUCAAGCAACAGCAGGAGAUGCUGGCAGCUAAGAGGCAGCAGGAGUUGGAGCAGCAGCGGCAGCGGGAGCAGCAGCGGCAGGAGGAGCUGGAGAAGCAGCGGCUAGAGCAGCAGCUGCUGAUCCUGCGCAACAAGGAGAAGAGCAAAGAGAGCGCCAUCGCCAGCACUGAGGUAAAGCUGAGGCUUCAGGAAUUCCUCUUGUCAAAGUCAAAGGAGCCCACGCCAGGCGGCCUCAACCAUUCCCUCCCACAGCACCCUAAAUGCUGGGGAGCCCACCAUGCUUCUUUGGACCAGAGUUCCCCUCCCCAAAGCGGCCCUCCUGGGACGCCUCCCUCCUAUAAACUGCCUUUGCUUGGGCCGUAUGACAGCCGUGAUGACUUCCCCCUCCGCAAAACAGCCUCUGAACCAAACUUAAAAGUACGGUCAAGGCUAAAACAGAAGGUGGCAGAGCGGAGAAGCAGUCCCCUUCUGCGCCGAAAGGAUGGCACUGUUAUUAGCACCUUUAAGAAGAGAGCAGUUGAAAUCACAGGCGCUGGGCCUGGGGUGUCGUCCGUGUGUAACAGUGCACCUGGCUCCGGCCCCAGCUCUCCCAACAGCUCCCACAGCACCAUUGCUGAGAACGGCUUUACUGGCUCAGUCCCCAACAUCCCCACCGAGAUGCUCCCCCAGCACCGGGCCCUCCCUCUGGACAGCUCCCCCAACCAGUUCAGCCUCUACACGUCUCCCUCUCUGCCCAACAUCUCCCUAGGGCUACAGGCCACGGUCACUGUCACCAACUCGCACCUCACUGCCUCCCCGAAGCUGUCAACACAGCAGGAGGCCGAGAGGCAGGCCCUUCAGUCCCUGCGGCAGGGUGGCACGCUGACGGGCAAGUUCAUGAGCACAUCCUCCAUCCCCGGCUGCCUGCUGGGUGUGGCACUGGAGGGCGACACAAGCCCCCACGGGCAUGCCUCCCUGCUGCAGCAUGUGCUGCUACUGGAGCAGGCCCGGCAACAGAGCACCCUCAUUGCUGUGCCCCUCCAUGGGCAGUCCCCAUUGGUGACAGGUGAACGUGUGACCACCAGCAUGCGAACAGUGGGCAAGCUCCCGAGGCAUCGGCCCCUGAGCCGAACGCAGUCCUCCCCGCUGCCGCAGAGUCCUCAGGCCCUGCAGCAGCUGGUUAUGCAACAGCAACACCAGCAGUUCCUGGAGAAGCAGAAGCAGCAGCAGCAGCUGGGCAAGAUUCUCACCAAAACAGGGGAGCUGCCGAGGCAGCCCACCACCCACCCAGAGGAGACAGAGGAGGAGCUGACAGAACAGCAGGAGGCCUUGCUAGGGGAAGGCGCCCUGACCAUGCCCAGGGAAGGCUCCACGGAGAGUGAGAGCACCCAGGAAGACCUAGAAGAGGAGGAGGAUGAAGAUGAGGAAGAGGAAGACUGCAUCCAGGUCAAGGAUGAGGAGGGCGAGAGUGGCCCUGAGGAGGGUCCUGACUUGGAGGAGUCCAGUGUGGGUUACAAAAAGCUGUUCACAGAUGCCCAGCAGCUACAGCCUCUGCAGGUGUACCAGGCACCCCUCAGCCUGGCCACUGUGCCUCACCAGGCCCUGGGCCGCACCCAAUCCUCACCUGCUGCUCCUGGGGGCAUGAAGAGUCCCCCAGACCAGCCCACCAAGCACCUCUUCACCACAGGUGUGGUCUACGACACAUUCAUGCUGAAGCACCAGUGCAUGUGUGGCAACACGCAUGUGCACCCAGAGCACGCUGGCCGCAUCCAGAGCAUCUGGUCCCGGCUGCAGGAGACUGGCCUGCUCAGCAAGUGUGAGCGGAUCCGGGGUCGCAAAGCCACACUGGACGAGAUCCAGACGGUACACUCGGAAUGCCACACCCUGCUGUACGGGACCAGCCCCCUCAACCGGCAGAAGCUGGACAGCAAGAAGCUGCUUGGCCCCAUCAGCCAGAAGAUGUAUGCCAUGCUGCCUUGCGGGGGCAUUGGGGUGGACAGCGACACCGUGUGGAACGAGAUGCACUCCUCCAGUGCUGUGCGCAUGGCUGUGGGCUGCUUGGUGGAGCUGGCCUUCAAGGUGGCUGCCGGAGAGCUCAAGAAUGGAUUUGCCAUCAUCCGGCCCCCAGGACAUCAUGCUGAGGAGUCCACGGCCAUGGGGUUCUGCUUCUUCAAUUCUGUAGCCAUCACAGCCAAACUCCUGCAGCAGAAGUUGAACGUGGGCAAGGUCCUCAUCGUGGACUGGGACAUUCAUCAUGGCAAUGGCACCCAGCAAGCAUUCUACAAUGACCCCUCUGUGCUCUACAUCUCCCUGCAUCGUUAUGACAAUGGCAACUUCUUUCCGGGCUCUGGGGCUCCUGAAGAGGUUGGUGGAGGGCCAGGCAUAGGGUACAAUGUAAAUGUGGCAUGGACAGGAGGUGUGGACCCCCCUAUUGGCGAUGUGGAGUACCUGACAGCCUUCAGGACAGUGGUGAUGCCCAUUGCCCACGAGUUCUCCCCCGACGUGGUCCUAGUCUCUGCUGGGUUUGAUGCUGUUGAAGGACAUCUGUCUCCACUGGGUGGCUAUUCUGUCACCGCCAGAUGUUUUGGCCACUUGACCAGGCAGCUGAUGACACUGGCGGGGGGCCGGGUGGUGCUGGCCCUGGAGGGAGGCCAUGACUUGACCGCCAUCUGUGAUGCCUCUGAGGCCUGUGUCUCAGCUCUACUCAGCGUGGAGCUACAGCCCUUGGAUGAGGCAGUCUUACAGCAAAAGCCCAAUGUCAAUGCAGUGGCAACAUUAGAGAAAGUCAUCGAGAUCCAGGGCAAACACUGGAGCUGUGUGCAGAGGUUUGCCACUGGUCUGGGCCGCUCUUUGCGGGAGGCCCAGGCAGGUGAGACCGAGGAGGCCGAGACUGUGAGCGCCAUGGCCUUGUUGUCAGUGGGGGCUGAGCAGGCCCAGGCUGCUUCUGCCCUAGAGCACACCCCCAGUUUCCUCCCUGUGCUUGUGCCCACAGACCGGCAGAGGAGCCCAUGGAGCAGGAGCCUGCCCUGUGACACCCUGGCCCCCAUCCCUCUGGGCUUCAUCAUUGUGAUUUUGUUUAUUUUUUCUAUUAAAAACAAAAAGUCACACAUUCAACAGCGUGUGCCGUGUGGGUCUCUCAGCCUUGCCCCUCCUGCUCCUCUUAAGUCGCCUCAGGCCCCCUGCCGUAUGGCCCUAGAAGUCUGCUCCUUGUGAAGGGGGUCAGGGAGCCCUGUCUACCCCUCCUUCAUACUGUAUCCCAUACCCACGUCCCUGUAUUCUGUCCUUUUCCACCUUGGACAGUGCCCCAGAUCGUUCCCUUUAAUGCUGGGGCACCCGAGUCAGGCAGGAACAGUUAAGUUGGUGCCUUGGCUUCACCUGACUUGCAGGGAAUGCCUUAAUUGCACACGCCCCCACCCCCCAGCCUCAGGAGGGUCCUCUACGAUCUAAGACACAGAGCAGAGUGCUGCACUUGCCCUGCCUCUCUCCUCCCCACGAGUCUGCAGCUCCCUCUCUCUGACUUCAGCACCUGCAACAGGCUUCUGCCCAGGAUGUGGGUCUGGUCUUGCCUCACACUCCCAGCAGCCCAGGUGACAGGGGGGUGGGAGUAGUGUUGGGCUCCUGGGUUCUGAGGGGCUAGGAGGAGCUGAAGAAGAAGGUGGGAUUUCCGCCUCAUUCUCUUGACAUGCAGGGGAGCGCCACGCUGUUGAGAAUCCUUGACGUUCAGGACCGGAUUUCCCCCAGCCAUGAGCAUGCUGCAAGCAGGACCAGAACUCACCUCCCUCCUGGGGCUCUUUGCUUUGAAGCUUGGGGACAGUGAGAUAAAUGGUUCUAGAACAGACAGGGCCCAGAAGCUGGCCCUUGGGCAGAGCUUCCCUUUCUCCUGAGCUCCCUUUGCUGGUCGCUAGCCUAAGAGACCACCCAAGACCAGGAGGGGCCUGGGGGUGUCCUUGGCUGUUUAGGCUUCUAGGAAAUGUGGUUCAGCCUGUAGGAAACCAAAGAUGGGAAGUGGCUCCUAGGGGGCCAACUCUUCCUCCCCAAUACCACACACUUUCUCUCCCCACAUCCCCAGGGCCCACUAAUCUGUUUACAUAUUUAUUAUUCUGCUGGGGGCCUGAGCAGGGUUGAGGGAACUAGGGGAGGGGGCAGGAGUCCCACCACUGUUGGUUCAUUGUAUAAUUAAUUGUGUGUUGUGUUCUAGAUCCUCCUGGGGAUGGGGACGGGGCUAGGAGCAGUAUGCCAGGCCUCUGCGCUGAACCUGAGCUCUGAGUCCCUUACCCUUUCUCUCCCUGUGGCUCUGGUUCUCAUGUAAACCCACUCCUGCUUUGUUUCUCUAGAUAGGGAUUUUAGUUAAGUAUUUUGUAUCCCGUUACACUGUGUGUCCUUGUGUAAAUAAACUUGUUUGUGUCAGUGCC
Molecule: messenger RNA, 5125 nt
Organism: Jaculus jaculus (lesser Egyptian jerboa)
Lineage: Eukaryota; Metazoa; Chordata; Mammalia; Rodentia; Dipodidae
Gene: Hdac5
Product: histone deacetylase 5
Exons: 28
Coding region: 510-3926 (1138 amino acids)
Biological process (GO): chromatin organization; negative regulation of transcription by RNA polymerase II
Cellular component (GO): histone deacetylase complex
Molecular function (GO): histone deacetylase activity
Source: RefSeq, a predicted model, not a curated record